AUGGUGAACAUUCUCGAAGAGAGAGGCCUUCUGGAGUCCCUCACCAGCGAUUCUCUCAGGACCGCCUGUUCUGAUCCCAGCCUCUCUCCCCUUAGGGUGUACUGUGGGUUCAACCCUACUACUGAGAGUCUCCAUUUGGGUAACCUCCUUAGUAUAAUAGUCCGUUCUUGGUUCCUCCGAUGUGGGCAUAGGGUUGUUUCUCAUGUAGGUGGUGCCAUAGGUCGCGUAGAAAAUCCCCCCAGCAAGAGCCUUGAGCGGCCCGAGCUUGACCUUCUUGCCUUGGGAUUUCAACUACUAUUAGCCAGAUUCUGGGUCGAAAUCACGGAGCUAAGUGUUUUGCUAUUUUGA
Molecule: messenger RNA, 348 nt
Organism: Fraxinus pennsylvanica
Lineage: Eukaryota; Viridiplantae; Streptophyta; Magnoliopsida; Lamiales; Oleaceae
Source: the annotation of a GenBank genome assembly